This is a messenger RNA of Leguminivora glycinivorella, 1323 nucleotides long. RefSeq names its product T-box transcription factor TBX1-like. Gene Ontology annotation, biological process: positive regulation of DNA-templated transcription; cell fate specification; regulation of transcription by RNA polymerase II. Gene Ontology annotation, molecular function: DNA-binding transcription factor activity, RNA polymerase II-specific; RNA polymerase II cis-regulatory region sequence-specific DNA binding. Gene Ontology annotation, cellular component: nucleus. The coding region runs from base 90 to 1184 and encodes 364 amino acids. NCBI's taxonomy places the organism in Eukaryota, Metazoa, Arthropoda, Insecta, Lepidoptera, Tortricidae. The record is from RefSeq and is a predicted model, not a curated record. The transcript has 11 exons.
CGCAGCGCCGCCUGCGUUCGCGCACAGAUUAACGCGCAGAAAACUGAUUUAUUGUGUCGCGUUGAAAAAAUAAUCGGUUUUAUGCUCUGAUGGAGGGACAGGAGUGGCGUGGAGAGUGGCAGCAGAGGCAGAUCGACGGUAUAAUUCCAAAUGGGCAGUGUCUUCGCGGGGCGUUCAAUUUGCCGUCGCUAGAUCGUGCCAGGGAGCUCGAGCCAACUUUGCCGUCACUGCACAAUUCUGUAAGGGAGAACUCAGUAUGUCCUCGGAGCACGUAUUCGCCGUUGCAAGCGCUCAGCGAGAGUACUUGCAGAGAUCACGGCGCGCCGGCUCCGCCCCCGCCGCAACCGCCGCCACGCCUAUUCGUGGGCGCUGGUGGCGCAAGCGCAGCUCUCCACCCGGCAGUAGCGCGAUGCUCGGCAACACUUGAGUUAUCUGCUCUCUGGCGCAGUUUCCAUGAGCUGGGCACCGAAAUGAUAGUCACUAAAGCUGGCCGUCGCAUGUUCCCUGCACUCCAGGCGCGGCUUUCCGGUCUUUUGCCCAACGCGGACUACCUUCUGCUUGUGGACUUCGUACCGCUUGACGACAAGAGAUACCGAUAUGCGUUUCACAGCUCAAGCUGGGUAGUCGCGGGGAAAGCAGACCCAGUAUCGCCGCCCCGUAUCCACGUGCACCCAGACUCUCCCGCGCCCGGCGCGCACUGGAUGCGCCAACUCGUGUCUUUUGACAAACUGAAGCUCACUAACAACCAGCUGGACGACAACGGACAUAUAAUCCUAAACUCCAUGCACCGGUACCAGCCGCGCCUCCACGUGGUUUACCUACCAGGAGAGGGACAGAGCACGCCAGGCACCGUCCCGUACAGGACAUUCGUGUUCCCUGAAACCGGUUUUACCGCCGUCACAGCUUACCAGAACCAUCGGAUAACACAACUGAAAAUAGCCAGCAACCCGUUCGCUAAAGGAUUCCGGGACUGCGACCCCGACGACUGUCCUCCCGAGCAAAGCCAACCCCGCGGCACCUCCCGUCGGCGAGAGGUCGCCCCGGAGCCCUGUCCGCAGCUGUCGCAGCCCUACGCCGCUGAGCCCAGCGCCUGCGGUCCACUUUAUGCCCACGCGCACCCAGUGCGAUACCAACCCCAUACAGCGCACAAUGGAGCUUACAGCGCCUACUACGCGCACAGGUAACCGCGUGACGUCUACUCUGGAGUCUGGACGCAUUGCGGUAUCUAGGCGUGUGUUAUAUAUAACAUAUAUGUAAGAUUGAUUUCAUGAACUAGUUACUGUUUCAUUUAACAGACAGAAAUAUAAACCUCACUGCAAGAAA